Amoebophrya sp. A25 is the source of this 719-nucleotide messenger RNA. NCBI's taxonomy places the organism in Eukaryota, Dinophyceae, Syndiniales, Amoebophryaceae. The record is from the annotation of a GenBank genome assembly.
CAACAGUCUUCAACAUCUCCUUUCUUAUGGUUAGUCUUGGUUUACCUUUACGACGAUAGUUGUAGAUCUCGUGUUAACCACGGUGUCGUGGUCGUCCUGAACUUGUUUGAUCAAAUAACUUAUGAUUAUGCUGGCCUAGUAGUAUAAUAGUCUCCUCUAGUACAAGUAAAAUAAGACCAAUGUUGUUCGAAACCAUGAGCAGCAGCUUUGCGAUGCAUGACGUGCUCCGUAGUUUGAUCUACUCGCUUGAGCAUGGUGCGGGACGAGGGCAAGCGAUUGGCAUUGGGCUCGGCAGGAAGUCUAGUUCUUUCGCAGUCUUGCAGCAAGAAUCAUCGAUGCCUGUUGAACCUGGUCCUGGACGUGGGUGCGGGGAUCAACAUAGUACCUGGAAACGUCGUUCUUCUGUGGAGGUUGUCAGAGGACGGCACAGCAGCAAUAUUGGAGGACGCAACAUCAGAGUGCACAUCACGGGUUUUGCGGCAGAAGAAGGACAUGUUGGCGAUGGAAGAGAAGGAGAAGGAACAGGAGAAGUAGGCACUAGUCCUUCUCGAGCUUCUUCACAGGAAGAGCGGAGCGCAAUCGCGGGAGAUUCUCCGCCUGAACCCGCGAAGAAAGGGGCACCUGCGGAGCCUCCGGUUGUCUCCACACCGAUGUCAGCGCCAGCAGCUUCUGAACAAGUUCUGCCACCCGCGCCACCGGCAGGCGAAGGCUUGCGACCC